AUGCAAUCGAUACUCUACGACGAUCAGGCAACACCGCUUAUUAUCGUUCUUCCGACUAGAGGGGGUAAGAGUCUUCUGUUUAUGGCACCGGCAUGUCUCGAGAACGUAGGGGUAACUAUAGUUAUAGUCCCGUUCCGAGCUUUAAUUAACAAACUAGUUAACAUAGCAAAGGAAGCUAGUAUUAACAGCAUAGAGUGGCACCCGGGACUUACGGAUCCGGCAACACUAGUCUUCAUUAGUGUAGACAAGAUCAUCGGCGGUGGUUUCUUAAGCUAUGCAGAGCUUCUAAAGGACAAAGGUUUACUCCGGCGCGUGUUCGUAGAUGAAUGUCAUUUGACGUUCACCGUAAGCGACUGGCGACCGAAACUUGUGGCUAUACGCUCUAUACGAGGCUUGCGAGUGCCGCUUAUCAUGCUUACUGCAACGCUACCCCCGAUGCUGGCGUUCGAAUUAGAAGUCAGCAUGGCUUAUUAG
Aureobasidium namibiae CBS 147.97 is the source of this 474-nucleotide messenger RNA. RefSeq lists its product as uncharacterized. Bases 1 to 474 code for a protein of 157 amino acids. The record is from RefSeq and is a predicted model, not a curated record. NCBI's taxonomy places the organism in Eukaryota, Fungi, Ascomycota, Dothideomycetes, Dothideales, Saccotheciaceae. Gene Ontology annotation, biological process: double-strand break repair via homologous recombination. Gene Ontology annotation, cellular component: chromosome; cytoplasm. The transcript has a single exon. Gene Ontology annotation, molecular function: nucleic acid binding; four-way junction helicase activity; ATP binding.